Molecule: messenger RNA, 1815 nt
Organism: Parascedosporium putredinis
Lineage: Eukaryota; Fungi; Ascomycota; Sordariomycetes; Microascales; Microascaceae
Source: the annotation of a GenBank genome assembly
AUGCCUUCUCUCUAUAUCGUCGCCGACACUCCGGCGGGUUACGGUCUUUUCAAGGCCGCGGACAAGAAGCUGCUAAAGCGCGAUGACCUCCGACAAAAGCUUGCGAAUGUUGAGGCUGUGACGGAAGCUCUUCGAUUGAAGUCGUUCGAAAAGUUCAGCAGCCCAACAGUUGCCCUCGAGGAGGCCGCCGCGUUGGUCAAUGGCAAGGUUCCCCAGACCAUGGCCGAGCUCUUGGCCAACAUCAAGGACCCUGGCGAUGCCACUAUUGCCAUUCCCGACCCGCGCCUCUCGUCCGGAAUUCGUGCUCUUCCUGGCUUCGAGGCAGCGUCUCUCUACGCGAGCUCGUCUUCCGAUUCCAAGACUGAGGACAUCUUCCGAGCCAUUCGCGAGCACCUCGACUCCCUCAUUCCUGAGUCCGCCACCAGCUUUGAGAAGAUUGCCCUUGGUCUCAGUCACUCGGUCCACCGACACAAGUUGAAGUUCAGUGCCGACAAGGUCGACGUGAUGGUAAUUCAGGCGAUCAAGCUUAUCGAGGAUAUGGACCGAGAGCUCAACGUCUAUGCUAUGCGAACCCGCGAGUGGUACGGCUGGCAUUUCCCCGAAAUGGGCAAGCUCAUCAGUGACCACGUCGCUUAUGCCCGCGUCAUCAUUACCGCCGGUCGUCGUGACGGCUUCGUCGAGGCUGACCUUACGACUGUCCUUCCCGAGGAGAUUGCGGAGGCUGCCAAGGCCGCUGCGGAGAUUUCCAUGGGAACCGAUGUCAGCGAUGAAGAUUUGGAGAACGUCCAGCUUCUUGCCGCGCAGGUUAUUCAAUAUUCCGAAUACAGAGCCCAGAUCUCCAACUUCUUGGAAAACCGUAUGAGGGCUCUUGCUCCCAACCUCACCGCCCUCGUGGGCUGGCUUGUAGGUGCCAAGCUUAUUGCGCAUGCCGGUUCUCUCAGGAGCUUGUCCAUGUCGGCUGCCUCCACCAUCCAGAUCCUCGGUGCCGAGAAGGCCCUCUUCCGCGCCCUAAAGACGAAGCACAACACCCCCAAGUACGGUAUCCUCUACAACUCGUCCCUCGUUGGACAGGCCUCGCAGAAGAUGAAGGGUAAGAUUGCUCGUAUGCUGGCUGCCAAGACUGCUCUCGGUCUCCGCAUCGACGCGAUCGAGCCCAUCAUGAAGGACGAGGCAGAGGAGGACUCUGCUGCCGCCGCCCCUGCUACCGAACAGGAUGAGGAGGAGAAGGGCCUCUUUGGUAUCACGCAGAGGACAAGGUUAGAAAACCGUCUCCGCAUGCUGGACGGAAAGCCUCUCCUCCCCAAGGGUGUCGCCGUUGGUCCCGAUGGACAAAUCAAGGGACCCAAUGCCUUUGCCGUGAGCGAUGCCCGAGGCUAUAACACUGAUGCUGAUGGUGUUACAAACGGAACACCCAAGUCGUCCAAGAAGCCUUUGAUCGAAGAGGUGCUCGACCAGGCCAACAGCGACUCUGAUGAUGAGGAUGCGAUGGAUGUUGACGACGCCAAGGACAAGAAGAAGAAGAAGAAGAAGAGCAAGGAAGAAAAGAAGGCGAAGAAGAACAAGGACAAGUCUGCCGAAGAUGCGGAGCCCGAUUUCGAGAAGCUCGCAGCCAGCGUCGACCUGUCGGUCAAGAAGUUCAAGAAGAAGCUUGAGAAGGGCGAGAUUACGAUCAACGCCGACGGCACCGUCGACUUGGGCAAGAAGAAGAGCAAGAGCGACGACAAGUCUGGCGAGAAGCGGAAACGCGAUGAGGAGGUAGAGCCUGAUGAGGGCUCCAAGAAGAAGAAGCACAAGAAGAAGAAGGGCGAUGCGUAG